AUUUAAUUUUACCCAGCUAACGCUUCUGCUGUUACUCGUAAUGACAGUAAGGCUUUCAGUUAGUAGUCGGGUAAAUUUUGUUUGAUGUUUGUUCGAUAUGUGUAAGCCGCAUUUCUUUGGUUAACGGAAACUCAAGCGUUACGUGACAGUCAAUAAAUUGGAUUAGCGCUAAGUCAAGUCACUGGUGAAUGAUAGUAUUGUAAACCUGGCUAGCUAGCUAAACGGACAGCCAACGUUGCAUGCAUUAAAAGGUUUAGGUCUUCAGUAGCUGUCAGCUGGUGCAGAAGUCAUUGUGGCAACAUGGAGAGUUACAGUCAACGGUUUGAAUCCACCACCGGACGGGACAGUAAAUCUCAAAAGAAGAAGGGGUCCUCGUCGUCAUAUAACGACGAGGGAGACCGCAAACCAAAAUUUCACUUACCCUUUAGAAACAUCACAGAUGAUGUGUUGGACAGAUUUGCCAGUAUUCGGAUUCCUGGUAGUAAAAAGGAACGUCCACCCUUGACACAGUCUAAACACAAUGCAAAUGAUUGGUCCAGUUCUUCAUCCUCCACCUCACAUCAUUUUGAGGAACUAUCAUCAAAGAUCACCUCAGAAAAGGAGAUCUUGGCCCUGUUUGAAAAGAUGAUGGAAGACAUGAACUUGAAUGAGGACAAAAAGACUCCUUUGAGAGAAAAGGACCUCAACACAAAGAGAGAAAUGGUCAUCCAGUAUAUGUUUGCUGCCUCUAAAACUGGUAGUUUGAGAAACAGCCGUCAGAUAUCUCCCCAGGAAUUCCUUAGUGAGCUGAAGUCAGGGGUCAUGGAUGAACGUCUGUUUUCCUGUCUAGACUCACUGCGAGUGUCCCUUACCAGCAACCCCGUCAGUUGGGUGCAAAACUUUGGGCAUGAAGGUCUUGGACUGCUGCUAGACAUUUUGGAGAAGUUGCUGUUCAAGAAACACCAGGAGAAAAUUGAUAAAAAGAACCAACAUAAAGUUGUCCAGUGUCUCAAAGCCUUCAUGAACAACAAGUAUGGCUUGGAUCGAAUUCUGGGGGAGGAGGAAAGUCUUGCUUUACUGGCAAGAGCCAUUGAUCCCAACCAGUCUGCAAUGAUGACUGACGUUGUAAAGCUGCUGUCAGCCAUCUGCAUCGUAGGAGAAGAGAACACUUUGGAGAAGGUUCUUGACGCCGUCACCACAGCAGGGGAAUGGCGAGGCGUUGAGAGGUUCAGUCCCAUUGUGCAAGGACUCCGAGAUCCCUCAGUUCAAUUACAAGUGGCAUGCAUGCAGCUCAUCAAUGCAUUAGUAACAUCUCCUGAUGAGCUGGACUUCAGGCUGCACAUUAGAAAUGAAUUUAUGCGCUGUGGCCUGAAAGAGAUAUUGCCGCAACUGGUAGCCAUCAGGAAUGAGGCCCUUGACAUUCAGCUCAAGGUGUUUGAGGAGCACAAAGAAGAGGACAUGAUGGAGUUCUCUCACAGGCUGGAAGACAUUAAGAGUGAGCUUGAUGAUGCGGGGGAUGUGUUCAGUAUUGUGCAGAGCAUGAUAAAGGACAGCAGUGCAGAGCCAUAUUUCCUCUCUAUACUGCAGCACCUGAUGCUUAUACGAAAUGACCACUUGGUCAGGCCACAAUAUUUUAAGAUCAUUGAGGAAUGUGUUUCUCAAAUUGUGCUCCACCGUAGUGGCACUGACCCAGAUUUCAGUUAUCGCAAGCGCCUCGAUGUCGACUUUAGCCACCUCCUAGAGGUGUGUGUGGAUAAAUCUCGAAUAGAUGAACAUGAGCAACGAGCUUCGGAACUGGCACAGAAGUUUGAUGAGGAGUUUCUAAGCAGACAGGAGGCAGAAGCUCAGCUGGCCAAGUGUGAAGAAAAAAUAGCUGAACUCCAAGCAGAGCUGCAGGCCUUCAGGUCCCAGUUUGGAGCUGUUCCUGUGGGGCCAGCCUCUGCCAAUGUUGGACAGGCAUCAUCUUCAAAAAUCCCAUCCGGGCUUCCAACCCCUGCUCCGGCAUGUCUAGGGCCAGUUCCCCCUCCACCUCCCCCUCCACCUCCCUUACCUGGCUUUCCUGCCCCACCUCCUCCACCUGGAAUGCCUCCUCCAUUUGGUGCUCCCCCACCACCCCCUCCUGGGUUUGGGGGUGGUCUAGGUUCCCCUACACACCACGCUCUGCCUUAUGGCCUCAGGCCAAAGAAAGAAUUUAAGCCUGAAACCUCCAUGAAGCGCCUCAACUGGUCCAAGAUUCGUCCCCAAGAAAUGUCAGAGGGCUGUUUCUGGGUGCGGGUUGAUGAGAACCAGUAUGCAAAACCAGAGCUGCUCAACAGAGUUGCUCUUACUUUUGGAUCACAGAGAACAGAAACAAAAGCUAAAAAAGAAGAGGAGGAUGUGGAAGAUAAGAAAUCCAUAAAGAAGAGAAUUAAAGAGCUGAAGGUGCUCGAUCCAAAGAUUGCACAGAAUCUGUCCAUCUUCCUGGGCUCCUUCCGUAUACCUUACCAGGAAAUUCGGCGCAUGAUAGUGGAGGUGGAUGAGGAGCAGCUCACUGAGCCUAUGAUCCAGAACCUUGUAAAGCACCUACCAGAGCAGGAGCAGCUAAGUGCAUUAGCCACAUAUAAAAAUGAGUACUCUAAUUUGUCAGAGCCUGAGCAGUUUGGGGUUGUGAUGAGCAGCGUGAAGCGGCUGCGUCCUCGCCUCAGCCACAUCCUCUUCCGGCUUCAGUUUGAGGAGCAGGUAGCCAAUCUGCGUCCAGAUAUUCUGGCUGUAAACGCUGCAUGUGAUGAGGUCAGGAAAAGCCGCUCCUUUGGCCGCUUAUUGGAGCUGGUUCUGCUGCUGGGGAAUUACAUGAAUGCAGGCUCUCGAAACGCCCAAUCAUACGGCUUUGACCUCAGUUCCCUUUGCAAGCUAAAGGACACCAAGUCAGCAGACCAAAAGACCACAUUGCUUCACUUCCUGGCACAAGUGUGUGAAGAUGAAUUUUCGGACGUGAUCAAGUUUCUUGAUGACCUAGAGCACGUGGAUCGAGCUAGCAGAGUGUCUGCAGAGAAUCUGGAAAAGAGCCUCAGGCAGAUGGAGAGGCAGCUGCUGCAGCUGGAGAGAGACCUGGAGACUUUCUCCUCCUCCGAUGACCCCAACGACAUGUUUCUCAGCAAAAUGGCUAGCUUCAGCAAAGUUGCACGGGAGCAGUACGGCAAGCUUGUGAUCAUGCACAGCAAUAUGGAGACGCUGUAUCAGAACCUGCUGGAGUACUUUGCCAUUGAUCCUAAGAAGACCUCUGUGGAGGAACUGUUCACUGAUCUCAGCAACUUCCGUUCAAUGUUCACUCAAGCACUGAAAGAGAACUUCAGGCGGAGGGAGAUGGAGGAGAAACAGACGAGAGCGCGAGCAGCAAAGGAGAAGGCAGAGCGUGAAAAGCAGGAGAGACAGCAGAAGAAGAGGAGGCUGCUGGAAGUCAGUGCAGAGAAUGAUGAGACAGGUGUGAUGGAUAGUUUGCUGGAAGCCCUACAGUCAGGAGCUGCAUUCAGAGACCGCAGGAAGAGAGCACCAAGACCCAGAGAUAACCAGCACCAGACGAUCAGCCCCAGCUCCUUCCGCCAGGUUCUCAGGCCUGUUAACUAUGAAAACAACAAGGCACCUUUACAAAGGUCUCGCUCUCGGCAGAAUAUAAAUGCAAGCAUGGCGGCGGUGAAAGCUCCCCCUGCCCAGGAGGCCCAUAACGAGUCUGAGAGCCAUCCAUCUGCAGCCAGAGCCAAAGCUGCUGUGGGUUCAGAGUCGGGCCGCAGGUACAGGAACGUCGCGGGUCACGGCUAUGGGCUGGACAGGGAGAGGGUGGUGGAGAGAGGAAUGGUUAAAGUAAGUGAGAGAGAGAUGGAGGUUGGGGCUGGGAGCGUAGGGACUCCAGCCUUCCAGACAUCCUCCUUUAGUCCCACAGUCAGCAGCUGCGGCACCAAUGGAGAGUCAGAUGUAGAGGCACUGCUUGCCAAACUAAGAGCCUUGUGAGGUUCAUUUCAUAUAUAAAAGUUUUUUUUAUACAGCGUGCAGAAUAUUUCUACUGACAUCUAAAAAUACUCCAGUUAUAACCUUAAAGGUCAUCAUCAACAGUUUUGUUAACAAGAGAACAUUUAAUUGCUAAGUAGUCAGGAAUAAAUAGCAACUAAAUAAUGGCACUGCAUUUGUUUAGAAGUAGUAAUGAAUUUGUGGACCAUGUUUGUAAGGCUCAGUGCUUCAGAGAUAAAAAUCAUUCUCUGGCAGAUGGAGCACAGAAAGCCGAUCACACUUCGGCCUGCAGAAUGUCCUCAGAGGGUUAUUUCUUGAAAAACUCUUGAUUGUGAUUCAUUAGAAAUAUUCAAGCGUAUUAGUUGAUUACAUUAUAGUUCAAAAAUGAAAAUGCACCCAAAUAGAUUCAGCGGUCUUUAUCUGCUCCUACCCUGUGCUCUGCCAUUAACAUUUAUAAAUUCCAAAGAAUCGGAAUAUAACAGCUUUUCCUCGGAAAGCUGCAGAUGCAAUGUUGCUAAGCACUUUUUUGUAAACCGUAAAGAAUGUUUAAAAACAAACUUUAAUCAAAUUUGCAUUUUUACAUCUUUAUCAUAUGUCUUGUCUUACCUAUAUUUGCAUGUGUAUCAUAUUAGUCAGGUACAUUUAAAAAUUUUUAAACUUAUAUUUGCUUACAUCACUUUUGGUUUUUAAUUAUUUUUUUAAUGUUUUUCUUUCUGUUCUGUUUAAGUUCUUAUUGUUUUCACUCCCUGUGUGUUAAUGGUCUGUCUGUGAGUAUAUAAAUGUAUUAUUACAUACGAGUUAUGCCACAAUGACACUUCCACAGAUUAUAAUAGAUUUCAUUAGAGUUUGGUGGUACUGCACUGUUUUUUUAUGCUCUGUGUGAUCCAGUGUGGUGGCACAAAACACGGGAGUGUAUGAGGUUUAUUUCUUCUGCAUUCCAGCUGAACUUACUUAAACAUAUGUGUUGUAUCUCUAUCCAUACUCUCCACUU
Molecule: messenger RNA, 4951 nt
Organism: Archocentrus centrarchus (flier cichlid)
Lineage: Eukaryota; Metazoa; Chordata; Actinopteri; Cichliformes; Cichlidae
Product: protein diaphanous homolog 3
Exons: 30
Coding region: 301-3963 (1220 amino acids)
Biological process (GO): actin cytoskeleton organization; actin filament polymerization
Cellular component (GO): actin filament
Molecular function (GO): actin binding; small GTPase binding
Source: RefSeq, a predicted model, not a curated record